This is a messenger RNA of Lepus europaeus (European hare), 1272 nucleotides long. RefSeq names its product purinergic receptor P2Y11 (gene P2RY11). Lineage: Eukaryota; Metazoa; Chordata; Mammalia; Lagomorpha; Leporidae. Gene Ontology annotation, molecular function: neurotransmitter receptor activity; G protein-coupled ATP receptor activity. Gene Ontology annotation, biological process: cellular response to ATP; G protein-coupled receptor signaling pathway; calcium-mediated signaling. Gene Ontology annotation, cellular component: plasma membrane. The transcript has 2 exons. The record is from RefSeq and is a predicted model, not a curated record. Bases 1 to 1272 code for a protein of 423 amino acids.
AUGAGUCAGAGCCUGCGCGAGGGCCACUGCCAGCCUCGGUGGGAGGCGCCCUCUGGUGGCUGCAGGGAGCCGGGGCCCUCGCAGAGGCGCUGGGUGGUGCUGGCCACUCCUGGGCUCCUGCUCCUCUGGAGCGGCCACUGCUGGCUUCCGUGUGGCCCUCAGGGCAGUGACCCCGGAGGCACCAGGCUCUGCCCGGCCAACUUCUCCGCGGCCGCCGACCUCGUCCUCAGCGGCUUCCAGGAGGACUUCCUCUGGCCCGUGCUGGUGGCCGCGUUCCUGGUGGCUGUGGCCGGCAACGGCCUGGCCCUGCACCGCUUCCGGACCCGGGAGCCGCGGCCCUGGAACCCGGCCGUGGUCUUCUCGGCACAGCUGGCGGUGAGCGACCUGCUCUACGCCCUGACGCUGCCCCCGCUGGCCGCCUACCUGUACCCGCCCAAGAACUGGCGCUACGGCGCCGCGGCCUGCCUGCUGGAGCGCUUCGCCUUCACCUGCAACCUGCUGGGCAGCGUGGCCUUCAUCACCUGCAUCAGCCUCACGCGCUACCUGGGCGUCGUGCACCCCUUCUUCACCCGCGCCCGCCUGCGGCCCAGGCACGCCUGGGUGCUCAGCGCCGCCGGCUGGGCCCUGGCCGUGCUGCUGGCCGCGCCCACGCUCGCCUUCUCCCGGCUCAAGGGGCCGCCGGGCGCGCCCCGGUGCAGCAGGGCCCAGCCCGAGGCCUGCACCAAGUGCCUGGGCACGGCGGCCGACGAGCAGCUGGAGGCCUACAGAGCCUACAGCCUGGCGCUGGCGGCCCUGGGCGGUGGCCUGCCCCUGCUGCUCACCCUGCUGGCCUACGGCGCGCUGGCCAGGGCGGUGCUGGGCAGCCCCAGCAUGGCGGGCGCCGAGAAGCGGCGCGUGCUGGCGCUGGUGGCCAGUGGCGUGGCCCUGUACGCCGGCUCCUACGUGCCCUACCACAUCACCCGCGUGCUCAACGUGGACGCCCGGCGGCGCUGGCUCAGCCGCUGCCCGGACUUUGCCAACGCGACCCAGGCCGUGACAGCGCUGGAGCUGGGCCCUUACCUGGGCUUCCAGGUGAUGCAGGCACUCACGCCCCUGGCUGUGUGCGUCCACCCCCUGCUCUACAUGGCUGUGGCCCCCAGCCUGCGCUGCUGCCCCCGGCGCCCGAGCCCUGGCCCGGACGUGCCUCUCCAGGCCGCGACCACCCCUCGCACCCCCACGCCCAGCCCCCGGAGCUGUGCCCCUGAAGCGGCCGGGUCCGGCGAGCAGGGGUGA